CUCUUUCUCUCCCCAACUCCCUCAUCAUGGCCGACCCCUCCAAAUCCCCCGUGUUCCUGAACACGAUCUUCGAUGAAGGAGUGCGCGAUCAGUUCGAUCCCAUCCAUUUGACCGAUCCCGAGAUCCUCCCCAUCUUGCAGUUGCCUCUGGCCGGCACGCUGCUCGGCCAUGAUUCACCGGAAGAUGCCCUGAGCCGAGUGUCGCGCGGCGAAAUCUCCUUCACCCAAUUCGUGGCCGACAAAGCCCAGGCGACUUCCCAGCCGCAAGACCGUUCUCAAUUGCUUCAUAUCGGCGUGGCUGCUCUCUUCAGCUUCCUUCAGUCUAACGUCACAGGGCCUCCCCUCGAAUUCAGCCCCGCCGAAGUCAUCCUCCCGCUCGGCCUGCGAUCCGAUCCGACAGUCCUACAAAAUGUCCGCGCUCACAUCAUCCGCGAACUCUCCGUCGACGGAGAAGCCGCAUACAAACUCACUCCCAAUGUCGAGCUGUUCGCCGUUGCGAAGGCCCUCUUGGCCGACUCUGACGUCUUGUUCACGAACCCCCCGCUCGUCGCACGAACCGCAAGAAUGCGAGUGAACUUCCUCCACCAGAAGAUGCUGUCAGAAGUGACUGGAAAGCUCCAAGAUGCCAUCUAUGAGGAUCUGGAGAAGAUCAGCCAGGUCGUGCUUCCCAACACAACCUCGACCGAGGCGAAGGGACGAUUCUUACUGGAACGGGCAACCAUCCACACCCACCACGGCUACGAUGCCAAGGCUAGGGCCGACCUGGAGCAAGCUGCCGCUGUGCGGAAUUUCGAGUUCGCUCUGACGGGUAGAAUGGGCAAGCGGACCAAGUUCCAGGACCGCGACAUCAGUCAGUUGGUCAUCUUGGCCAAAAGUGCUAAUGAAGCCUCGAAUGCCCCGAUCAGCGCGGAGAAGGAAGACUCGAAGCCGAAGAACCUAGACCUCAACGAUGAUACCCUCCUUGAAUCCAUUUCAUUCUCCAAGUCCGACAGCCAGGAGCAGGACAAGCCCGUGACCGUCCAGGAUGAGUCCGAUCUUUCGCCGUCAUUGGCAUCUCUGGACCCUGGCAACCAACCCAUCCUGAACCCCAUCGACUCUUCGAUCCUUCUCGCAGUCGCCUCCGCCAUUACCAACACCACCCCGGAGAACGGAUUGACCCGAGAGGAAACUCAGCCGUAUGCUACGCGUGUUCUCGAGGGUGGUAGCUCUAACUGGCAGAUCUACACCCAGGCGCUUCUCCUGAGAAGUCGCAUCGAGGGCUACCGCGCUCGAACGGUGGAGCGAUCUGUGUUGCAGAUGCAGGCUCUGGUUGAUCAGGUCAUCGCCGAUACCGCCACUCCCGACACCCAGGCUACAGGUUCCGUGGAGCAGCCCACUACCUUCCUUCCGAGACCCGAACAGUCCGAAUCGGCCACCGCCGCCGAGCGACUUGAAUACAUCUGGAUUCUUAAUUUCUCCACCCGCUGGAAUCUUGAGUCUGAACUGGCCAAGCGAUGGGUCGAGCUGGGCGCACUGAGGACCGCGUUGGAAAUCUAUGAGCGCCUGCAGAUGUGGGCCGAAGCUGCACUCUGCUACGCCGCUACCGAGAGAGAGGCCAAGGCGAAGUCCAUGGUUCGCAGACAGCUCUAUGAACCCAUCGACAAGGAGGCGGAUGACGAGAACGAAAAGUUCGAAGGUCCGGAACGAUCUCCUCUCCCGGCCGAUGCUCCCCGCCUAUUCUGCAUUCUGGGAGACAUCGACACCGACCCCGCCAUGUACGAGCGCGCCUGGGAAGUUUCCGGUCACAGGUACGCCCGGGCGCAGCGUUCUCUGGCGCGUCACUACCUCACCAUGAAGCCACCUGCCCUGGAGAAGGCCGAGGAGGCCUAUCGCAAGAGUCUGCACAUCAACCGUUUGAACCACAGCGCGUGGUUUGCUCUGGGCUGUGUGCAACUUGAGUUGCAGCGCUGGGAGGACGCCAUCGACUCGUUCACCCGGACCGUUCAAAUCGACGACACCGAUGCCGAAGCAUGGAGCAAUCUCGCCGCAGCCAUACUCCGAUCACCCCAGCCCGACGAAGACACCACCCCCGCCGCCGCCGCGAUUGUGCCGAAACUACCCGACGAGGACGAGGAAGUCGACGAGAACGCCCAAAAGGCACCGGAGACUCCAUGGAAGCGGAAGCGGGAGGCCCUCGCGGCGCUGCAUCGAGCCGCAUCGCUCAAACAUACCGACGCGCGGAUCUGGGAUAACGUCCUCACCGUCGCCGCUUCGAUUCCCCCGCCGUUCACCCCCUUCCGGGACGCGGUCAUGGCCCAAAGACGACUCAUCGAGCUUCUUGGGGCUAAGAACGGCGAGAAGUGCGUCGAUAUCCCCAUCCUGGGCAUGCUCGUGGACCACCUCGUGACGGCGUAUGAUUACGACAAGCUGUUGAUUCACGUCAACGCCGGCAGCGACGCGGCACCGGAAUACGUCGUCCGCAGCGGUACCGUUCCGGGUCAGAUCCUGUCUCUCAUCGACGACUCCGUCGUGCCUUUGAUCACCCACUCCGCCCCCCUGUGGCUUUUGGUCUCGCGCGUGGAACAGUUCCGCGAACAGCCGUCCAAGGCAUUCGAAGCCCACGAGAAGGCCUGGCGCGCCACCGUCGCCUCGUCCACGCAGGGUGCGUUCCAGAUGGGCGACGAGAAGAAGUGGAUGGACGUCGUGCGGGCCACCGAAAAGCUGGUCCGCAACGGAUACGCCAAGUACGGACCCAUGGACAAGGAAGGCCAGGGCGAUGUCGAGGAGCCCGAGCAGGUGGCCAAGGACUGGCGGUUCAAGUCGCGCAGCGCCGUCCGAGGCAUCCUCGGAAAGGGCAAGGAUUUCUGGGAGGAUACCGAGGGAUGGACGCGUCUGAAGGAGCUGCAGAGCGAGGUUGGAAGUUCAUAGGAGCGGUCAUCUAGAUACCGCAACGUUUAGACGAUGUAUGCAUUUACGUUGAAUGAUAUGCAAUGAAAUUUUU
Aspergillus steynii IBT 23096 is the source of this 2979-nucleotide messenger RNA. Its product is annotated as tetratricopeptide repeat domain protein. Lineage: Eukaryota; Fungi; Ascomycota; Eurotiomycetes; Eurotiales; Aspergillaceae. The transcript has a single exon. Gene Ontology annotation, molecular function: protein binding. Bases 27 to 2906 code for a protein of 959 amino acids. The record is from RefSeq and is a predicted model, not a curated record.